UUCUCUGCCUCCGCGCUCUUCCCCAGAUCUGACGCCCUCAUGUCGCGUCGAUCUCCUACAGGCGACUCGGGGGAGCGCAAACCCUUGAAGAAGUACGGCAAGGCCGCUGCUAAGGAAGCGCUUGUGCGCAAGUUGGCCAAACAAGCGCCGAGCAAGAUGAAGGCGCGGGGAGCGAAGGCAGUCGGUCAGAAGGUCUCGAAUAGCGCGUCUGAGAGCACUGUAUGGAACGCGUCAGCGCUUACGGCAACUGGACUCGCAACUCCCGCUCCCUCUGCGAAGAGGGAGCGCUCCGGAAACGCACCCAACGCCGAACCUCUCACUCCUGCGAAGAAGUCCAAAGUAGAUGCAUCGGCGUCGUUGAUCGCGGGGACGGGGAAGGAGGUGCGCAUUGAUGGUUCUCUGAAAAUUCUCAUCGUAUUGAUGCGCGCCAAGGUCACGAAUUUCGGACUCAUUCCUAUGUGGCUCAAAGCUCAGCGUCCAGAGGUCUUCGGCGAAGCUCAAGCCGGCGUGUCGGAGAACAUCAAUAAAUUCGCCUCUACAGUUCCUGCAAACCAAUCCAAGGCCAUUCAGUCUUCGCCACCGGUUUCCCCACCGUCAACUCCUUCGCCGUUACCGGGAACCACUCCCCCUGCUCUGGCGGGAUCACCGUCGUCGGACUUGAACAACUUGAACAAGUCUUCUAGCAGCGAUACAGUUGUCAGCCCGUCGAGCCAAACACCUGUUGACACUUCAAGCGGUACAUCGACGAUGCCCGCUACAGCGCAGGGAAGCCAGCAAGUGUCGGUUGAGCGGCAGCUGCCGUCUCCCUACGAUGCUGAGAAGGCCCCCGACUGGCGCACGGCACCCCUGUGGACGUACUCCGUACUCCAGAAGGCCGGCAUCGACAAGCAGGGCGCCAUCCGAUAUGUGAGGCUCGGAUUGAUCAAGGAGUUUUUGGCAGCGUCCGGAGACGACCCGUACGGGCAGGACUCCCAUCUCAUCCUCAACCUCACCAACCCCUUCUCCGCGAUCAUCUGUGGCGCCCGCGACGCCCCCACCUCCCGCAUCACGCGCACCCUCCUCGAACACCUCCUCACCCGGCAUGGGCAGCGCUGUGAGAAGUCUCGCCUCGGCCUCGUCCUCCGCCUCGCGCCCGACGACCCUGCCCCGCGCCGCAUCUCCGCGCUCUCGAACGCGGGCGAGGGCUUCGUGCACCCGCCGACGGUGGACGUGUUCGUGGAGCCGCGGUUCGUCGACGACGUGCGCGACCGGUACGAGGUGGAGGACCUGCAGUAUAUGGUCACGGUCCGCGCGCUGUGCGUCCCGGCGAACUACUUCGACGACGUGAGCUUUGUGCGGAAUGCGUUUGCGGCAUCGGGGGAUCGCCUGCCCGCGAAGGCGAGGUCAUUGGCGAGGGCUGCAAUCAACGCCGUCGUCGCAGGCGGCCGAGCGUUCGAGUUCGCGACCUUCAAGCGCGAGAUCGCGCGGCUCACGAAGGACGUUCCACUCGACGAGACUGCCGAGCUCCACGAGCGCAUCCGCGUCAUCGAGUCGUUCUUUGCGCGCCCGGGGCAAACGUCGGACGUGGCGUCAAUGUUCGCGCGCGAGCUGACCGUCGUCGACUUGUGGGAUGCGGGCGUGUGCGAGGAAGUGCGGCUGGCGAUGGCGGAGUUGAUCGUCCGGAAGUUCGUGAGCGCGCAGCCGGAGAGGGCAGGCGUGCCGCUGUUUGACGAUAAGGUGCUUGUGGUGGAAGAGUACGAUCGGAUCUCGGGGAGAACGGCGGUGCUGCGCGAUACGUUGGUUCGCGUCAUGCGCGAGAAGGAGGCGAACCGGACGACGGUCCUUCUGGAUAUGUCGGACCCGACGAUGCUCACCCGCCCUCUGUGCACGACGGCCGACAUGUCCAUCUUCCAUCGCCAGUCCGCAAUUCUAUGGCCCUCCCACGUCCUCCUUCCCAUCCUUGGUCCCAUUGACUUGCCGCUAUUUGAACACCGCUUUGCUAGGCUGACGGCGAAGGAGGCCAUGGUCUGCGCCCCGAACAUGCUCGUUGGGAAGUCGACGAGCCCCGGCGCGGCCUAUCUGGGCGCAGACCUCAUGAAGGUCAUCUUCAAGUAGACCUUCGACCACCAACACGUCUCAGUACACGCUCUCCUCUCGGUCGCUUAUCGACUUUCUCAUUCUCGUUCGUCUUCUUGCUGUGCACUUGUUCCUCUUCUUGUUGUGUAACUCGUCCGCUGCUCGUACCAUCUUCUUGACUAUCUAUCUGCUGCAUCUUGCUUGUCUUCGUCGCUUUCUUGGUCUUCUCCCCUCGUCGUAUUGCAUCUUUCGUACAUUAUAUCUCAUCUACUGCCCGCUCGACGGACGAUCUUCUUGGUGUUCUGGCUCGAACUAUGCGUCGUGUACAUGUAUCUCUAUCCGUUCUUGGCAUCUUUACCAUAUCGUGGUGUUUUUCUAUGGUCCCCAUCGCACUCGCUGUAGAUCUUGGCUCGUCGUAUCAUACGCUAUACUAUAUCCUGCUCUUACUUCUUGAUCAACCUAGUCCAUCGUCGACACAUACCUAUCCGUCAUCGCGUAGCUUCUUCAAUGACCGCUGUUUCCUGUC
This is a messenger RNA of Schizophyllum commune H4-8, 2581 nucleotides long. RefSeq lists its product as uncharacterized. NCBI's taxonomy places the organism in Eukaryota, Fungi, Basidiomycota, Agaricomycetes, Agaricales, Schizophyllaceae. The record is from RefSeq and is a predicted model, not a curated record. The transcript has 11 exons. The coding region runs from base 40 to 2094 and encodes 684 amino acids.